AGAUAAUAAACAACAAUGCUCAUGAGCGUGUGCGCAAGCAUUUAACUGAAUUUUACAGAAUAAUUAUUUGGAAACAAAAUGGUUAGAUUUAAUUCAUAUAGCUAUCAUUAAUCACCUUUAAGAGUAUGGUUGCUUCUAGCGAAAGCGAUGUUGAAGUUAAUUUGGAAUAUUUAAAAGAAUAUACUGCUGCAAGCUGGAAAAUGUUCCCGUUACCAUGUUGAUAUUCACUAAAAGUGAAAUGGUGAAUAAGACUAUGAGAAACGCGAAACUAUUUCUGUUCUUCCUAUUAAGUUUUCUCGGUAGAAAAGGGAAUAUCUUCGCACAAGGUAUUUGUGGUACACCGCCGUCUAUGUCACACGGAACACAUACCAUCCAAAAUGACUACUAUGCUCUUUACAACUGUAACGCUGGAUACGUCAUGGAUGACGAAAGCGAUACUUUUCUUCUCAUAUGUGACGCUCUAUCUUCAUCCUGGAUUGGGACACCACCUCAAUGCAUUCGCGUGAGUUGCCCAGAGCCUCCAGUUCCAAAUCAUGGCUCAGUGUUAGGAGCAGGUCGUUACUAUGGUGACGUCAUCACAUUCGUUUGUGACACCAAGUAUCGUCUCUACGAUCCGUCGUAUUCUCGAACCUGUACCGAAGACGGGACGUGGUCCGGUGAAAGCCCCGAAUGCUUCCCUGAUCUGAGCAGUACAGAAGUCUGUCCAUCUGGAAGUUGGGAAUACGGAAACGACACCUGCUUCCGAGCCUACAGCACAACCAGGACCUGGACGGAUGCCCGAGACGAGUGCGCCAGUGGUAGCCCCGUAGGCAAACUUGCUAUGGUGGCCGAUGGUGACGUCCAGACAUUCUUGGAGGAGAAGUUGGAAGAAUCAGGAAGCACCGAUUCGCUUUGGAUUGGAGGCUCUUACGGAUACGUUUGGUACUGGGAUGAUUCUGGAAAUCCACUACAAUAUUUUUCCUGGGCGUGGGAAGAACCGAGCAGCACCAGCGACACAAUCCAGUGUGUCUUCUUGAGUAGUCUGCCGAACCCGAGCGGUGAUAAGAAUCAUGACUAUAACUGGAAUGAUGAGGACUGUACCGUAAACAUGGUUUCAGAUAUCCCAAUCUACAUUAUCUGCGAAUAUGACUUUUCUUGCUCUUCGAUGAUACCACCGGCUAUUUCCGCAUAUCCAAAAUAUGAAUAUGAUGGGAAAUGUAUAGUGUUCGUUAAGGAGGAACGCAACUGGAACGAUGGGAGGUCAUUCUGCAGUGCCACAUUUGGUAUAGUUGUUGAAAUCCAUGACAGUGUAAAGCAGAACUUCCUGGUCGAGAAAGCAAGGGAUGUAGACGGUUCAUCCGGUGUGAACUGGUGGAUUGGAGCAAAGCGAAAAUAUUCAGGAGGCAAAAGUUGGAAUUGGGUUGAUGGAAGUCAUAUCACUGAUUUUCAUUGGGGACUUAACGAACCAAGUAAUCCUGAUAUUGAAGAGUGCGUUGAUCUCCUUGCGACUAGCGACUUCAAAUGGAAUGACGAUAGAUGUACUUUAAGCAAAGAUUAUAUCUGCCAAUACACUGGUCCCAAAGAGUCCGAGAGAUGCUACGACCCCGGAGAACCAGCGCAUGGCUCAUAUUCACCCUCGAAUCCUGAUUGGCUGUAUGGCUCCUACGUAAUCUACUCAUGUGAUGAAGGGUACACACUUCACGAUAACAUCAGUCGGAUUGAAUGCAACCUUGAUGGAACAUAUACUUCACAUAUUCCAAAAUGUAUACCUGUUUCUUGUGGAAGUGUUUAUCCUUUAUUCGACAACGCAACUCCGAAUCCUACUGGAUCUGAUUUUCGUGACAUCGUAGUCUAUGUAUGUGAUAGCGGAUACUAUCCGGUUGGCGAUAUGUCCGCGGUUUGCCAGCCUAAUGGAACGUGGAGUCAAACAAGUGGAUAUUGUCAAGAAUUUGAUGAAUGCUUAAGCAACCCUUGUCUACAUGGAUCUUCGUGUUUGGACAUGAUAGACUAUUAUCAGUGCGACUGCGUGGAUGGUUACACUGGAACAAAUUGCGAAAUUGAAAUUGACGAAUGUUCUAGCAACCCUUGUCACAAUGGUGCAACCUGCUCGGAUUUCAUCAACGCGUACAACUGUACCUGCCUCCCCGGAUAUAAUGGCUUGAACUGUGACAUUGAAAUUGAUGAGUGCUCGAGCCGCCCUUGCCAUAACAACGCUACCUGCGUGGACUACAUUGAUAACUACAGCUGUAUCUGUUUACCUGGCUAUGAAGGCAUUCAUUGUGAAUAUGAAAUUGAUGAAUGUUUCAGCAAUCCUUGUCAAAAUGGUGCUACUUGUUCGGACUACAUUAAUAGCUACAACUGUACCUGUUUACCUGGCUAUGAAGGCAUUCAGUGUGGAUCAGAAAUUGAUGAGUGUUUCAGCAAUCCUUGCCAAAAUGGUGCUACUUGUGCGGACUACAUUGAUAGCUACAACUGUACCUGUUUACCUGGCUACGAAGGUAUUCGUUGUGAAUCAGAAAUCGAUGAGUGUCUGAGUAAUCCUUGUCAAAAUGGUGCUACCUGUUCGGACCAAAUUGACAGCUACAACUGUACAUGUUUAGCAGGCUACGAAGGCAUUCAUUGUGAAUCAGAAAUUGAUGAGUGUUUGAGCAAUCCUUGCCAAAAUGGUGCUACUUGUUCGGACUGCAUUGAUAGCUACAACUGUACCUGUGUACCUGGCUAUGAAGGCAUUCAGUGUGAAUCAGAAAUUGAUGAGUGUUUGAGCAAUCCUUGCCAAAAUGGUGCUACUUGUUUGGACUACAUUGAUAGCUACAGCUGUACCUGUUUACCUGGCUAUGAAGGCAUUCAGUGUGAAUCAGAUAUUGAUGAGUGCUUGAGUAAUCCUUGUCAAAAUGGUGCUACCUGUUUGGACCACAUUGAUAACUACAACUGUACAUGUUUAGCAGGCUACGAAGGCAUUCACUGUGAAUUAGAAAUUGACGAAUGUUCUAGCAAUCCAUGUCACAAUGGUGCAACCUGCUCUGAUUUCAUCAACGCGUACAACUGUACCUGCCUCCCUGGGUAUAAUGGCUUGAAUUGUGAUAAUGAAAUUGAUGAGUGUUCGAGCAAUCCUUGUCAAUAUGGUGCUACCUGCCUGGACCACAUUGAUAGCUACAACUGUACAUGCUGGCCUGGCUAUGAAGGAAUUCAUUGUGAAUCUGAAAUUGAUGAGUGUUCGAGUAAUCCUUGUCAAAAUGGUGCUACCUGCCUGGAUCACAUUGAUCGCUACAACUGCAUCUGUUCAACAGGCUAUGAAGGCAUUCAGUGUGAAUUUGAUAUUGAUGAGUGCUCGAGCAAUCCUUGUCAAAAUGGCGCUAUCUGUUCGGACCACAUUGAUAGCUACAAUUGUUCCUGUUUGCCUGGCUAUAAUGGAAUUCAAUGCGAAUCUGAAAUUGAUGAGUGUUCCAGUAAUCCUUGUCAAAAUGGUGCUACUUGUUCGGACCUCAUUGAUAGCUACAACUGUACGUGUUCGGCUGGAUAUGAAGGAAUUCGUUGUGAAAAUGAAACUGAUGAAUGUUCCAGUAACCCGUGCAUGAACGGAGCUACAUGUUUUGAUUUUAUUGACUUCUACAACUGUACAUGUGUACCUGGUUACGACGGUUUCCAAUGUCAAAACGAAAUUGACGAAUGUUCUAGCAACCCCUGCCAAAAUGGGGCUACAUGUAAUAGCUAUACUGGAAUUUACAACUGUUCCUGUUUAGCUGGUUAUGAUGGAAGCCAUUGUGAACACGAAAUUGACGAAUGUUCUAGUAAUCCAUGUCAAAACGGAGCAACUUGCACCGAUUCUGUUGAUUCUUACAACUGCACAUGUCCCGGAGGUUAUCAAGGAAUUACCUGUGAAAACGAAACUGAUGAAUGUCAAAGCAAUCCAUGCCUGAACGGAGGUAGCUGCUUUGAUGGAAUAUAUUUUUACAACUGCACUUGUCGUGAUGGGUAUCAUGGUACAACCUGUGAAGAUGAGGUAAACGAAUGCACUAGUGAUCCGUGCAUGAAUGGAGCUACAUGUAAUGAUUUCGUCGACUUCUACAACUGUACCUGUCCGCAAGGAUAUGAUGGAAUUCAUUGUCAAAACGAUAUCGACGAAUGUCAAAGCAAUCCUUGCCACAAUGGUGCUACAUGCUCGGAUCAUAUCGAUGCCUAUAAGUGUUCAUGUAAUCCGGGUUUUAAUGGUCCUAACUGUGAAAAUGAUAUCAACGAAUGUCUUAGUGGGCCCUGUCUCAAUGGUGCCUCCUGUUCUGAUGGCAUCGAUUUCUUCAACUGUUCUUGCAUGUCUGGUUAUAACGGUAUCAACUGUGAAAUUGAUAUAAACGAAUGUGUUAGCAAUCCUUGUCUUAACGGUGCUACCUGCAUGGAGGAAAUAAACUCAUACAACUGCACAUGCACCCCUGGAUUUGAGGGUGUCAGCUGUGAAGUUGAUGUCGACGAAUGCCAAAGCAAUCCAUGUCAACAUGGUGCUACUUGUUUGGACAAAAUCAAUUCCUAUACCUGCUCCUGUAGUCCGGGUUAUGAGGGGAUGAAUUGUGAAAAUGCAUCAUCUGACUGUUAUAACAGUAACCCGUGUUUAAACAACGGUACAUGUGUAGAAUCAGAUAACUCUUACAAUUGUUCAUGUCCAACUGGUUAUCAAGGAUUCCAUUGCGAAAUAGAGAUUGACGAAUGUCUUAGCAACCCCUGCCAUAACGGAGGGUCGUGCUCAGACUCAAUUAAUCUAUUCAUUUGCACCUGUCUCGGUGGAUAUGAGGGGCGCCAGUGUGAAAAAGAAACCAACGAGUGUUCGAGCAACCCUUGUCAGAAUGGAGCGACCUGCAAGGACUUCAUCAACGGAUAUAUCUGUACAUGUCCAAAAGGAUUCUCGGGGACUCACUGUGAUGAAAAAUCCCCAGGCGACAAAGCCAACGUUGCCCUUAUUGCCAGCCUGUCUGUCGUCAGUUGUAUCUUUCUGGUUGUCAUCAUUAUCAUAUCAUGGUUGCUAGUAAACAGGGGAACCAAAGUUGUUCCAAACGAGGUCGAGCUCGACCCUUCUCCGAAGACCGAUAAGAGUUCGACAGUUGCUUGGGACGAAGCAAAUGACGGUGAUCGACCUCCGUCCCCAAUGUCGGUCGUAAUGCCAAACGGUGAUCAUGCCUACAUUCUAGACGUCGAGGAGAACAUGUAUGAAAAGUGGAUUUGAGAACAUCAGGAACGAUGAAGAUCAGGAACUCUUCGAUAACGAGCUUUGAAGAGAUUUAUUAAAGUGUUGCGUCAUGUGGUUCAAUUGGGUUAAAGUUCACUAACUAUUCUCGGCUUUUAGACAUUUCAGAUAUUCAAUAUAGGUCUCAUGGCUAUAAUCAUGACGACAUUCCUAUAUUUUAUCCCAUUCGAAGGAGGACUUUUGACGCGAAAAAUGUAAAACAUGUUUGUACUGGAAUCUAUUUUAUUUGUGAUUUUUCAUGAAUGUGCGCGCAUCAUUAUUUUCGUAAAAUAAAAAAACAAAAUCGA
Molecule: messenger RNA, 5496 nt
Organism: Lytechinus pictus (painted urchin)
Lineage: Eukaryota; Metazoa; Echinodermata; Echinoidea; Temnopleuroida; Toxopneustidae
Product: neurogenic locus notch homolog protein 1-like
Exons: 38
Coding region: 215-5188 (1657 amino acids)
Biological process (GO): Notch signaling pathway
Molecular function (GO): calcium ion binding; Notch binding
Source: RefSeq, a predicted model, not a curated record